AUGGAAAACAAAACCAGACUUCUUCAUAAAACAAAAAGAAAACCUAGUGUUUUAGCAGUGCCACAAACUGUAUAUCUUGGAUUGGAAUUAGAUUAUGAUCAGGUCAAUCAACAAAAAAUAGUUUAUGCUGUUGCUAUACAUGAUGGAUAUUAUACAAUUGAUUUUGAAUCUUCUUCAGUGGAUGUUUCCAAGUAUAAAACAGAGCAAGAAAAAAUCAAUGGGGCCAUUGACACAAUAUUAGGAAAUAUUACUUCAUAUGUUAGAUCUCAAAAUUUCAAGGUUCAAGCUAUAGGUCUAGGUGCUUAUUUAAAAAACCAAGAUGGAAAAAAUAUAAAAAAGUUAUUGUACACAUCACCUACUUUAGCAUCAAGAAUUUGGUUAGAACUUGAUGCAUUGCCAUUCAUUAUCCAUACAAAAGGUAUGACUGUUGAUGAGAGAGCUAGUUCUGCUGUUAGAAAAACUGUUGUUUGGAUAAGUCCUCUAACACCAGGAUCAAUUCCAAGAAUAUCAGUUGGCUAUAGGCAUGAAGUAGAAGUUGAUCUCAAUGGAAUGAUCAAAUUGGUUGAUUUGCUUCACUAUGAAAAAACUGUUUGCCCUGAAACCUGGAGAGUAAUAAAUACAAUUGCAAAUGAGAUCAGAGCUAAAAAUAUUUGUAUAUCAUUUUUUAAUUCCACUCCUCAAGGUGGUGGAGUUGCUCUAAUGAGACAUGCACUUGUACGUUUAUGUCUUUUAUUAAAACUUGAUAUACACUGGUUUGUUGCCAAACCAAAACCUGAAAUUUUUGAUAUCACAAAAAGAAAAUUUCAUAAUGUUCUACAGGGUGUUUCUUCACCUGAUGUUAGAUUAACAAAAUCUGAUAAGGAAGAAUUCAUUACAUGGUCUAAUACCAAUGCUGAACGCUUCUGGAGUGAUGAUAGAGGCCCUAUAAAAAUAAGUGAUGUGAUAAUUAUAGAUGAUCCACAAGUUUGUGCAGAUUUAAUUAGAAAAAAUCCAAAUGGCCCACAAGCUGAAACUUGGAAUUUUUUAUAUCAAUUCAUAUCACAAGUUGAUCUUUUUGUAUCUCAUCCAAUUGCAAAUUUCAUACCAGAUAAUGUUCCCUGUAAAAAAAUUGUAUUGCUUCCAGCUUCUACAGAUCCAUUAGAUGGUUUAAAUAAAGAAUUAAAAGAUUCAGACAAAGAAUAUUAUAAACUAAUUUAUAAUCGUUUAUCAAAUGAUCAAUGUGGUGUGGUAAUAGAUUUUCGGAGGCCAUAUAUUGUUCAAGUUGCUAGGUUUGACCCAAGUAAAGGUAUUCCAUUAUUAAUUGAAUCAUUUAGAUUAUUUAGAGAGAAAUUGAAAAAUACAGGUUGGGAUAACUAUGGAAUGCCCUCAUUAAUUAUAUGCGGUGCUGGUAGCAUAGAUGAUCCUGAUGGUACAUUAAUAUAUGAACAAAUCCAUUCUUUAUUAAAUGAAAGUAUAUAUCAAGAUAUAGUUGAUGAUAUAUCAGUUGUAAGAUUACCACCUUGUGAUCAACUUUUUAAUACAAUGUUAAGAUGUGCACAUGUUGUAUUACAAUUAAGUACACGAGAAGGAUUUGAAGUUAAAGUCACUGAAGCUUUGGCAAAAGGUGUACCUGUUGUAGCUUUUAAGGCUGGUGGUAUACCACUACAAAUUCGCCAUGGAGAAACUGGUUUUUUGGCUGAUGUAGGUGACACUAGUCAAGUUGCUGACUAUUUAUAUCAAUUAUUUAAUGAUGAUGACCUUCAUAAUAGAAUGUCACAAGCAGCAAAGACAACAGUCACUGAAGAAUACUUUACAGUAUUUCAAACUCUGAAUUGGUUAUAUAUUAUAAAUCAACUGAGUAAUAGUAAGAAAUCAAAAAAUAUUAGUAAAGAUAAUGAUGAUGAUCAAGAAGAACCCAAUAUAGUUAAAAAGGUCAGGGAAGAAGAAGGGGAAGUUUUUGUGGGUAAUGGUAAAUGGGUAAAAGAACUAUGGACCGAAAAAUAUAAUUACAAAGGAAAAAAUAUGAUUAAUGGUGUUUGA
Entrophospora candida is the source of this 2019-nucleotide messenger RNA. The record is from the annotation of a GenBank genome assembly. Lineage: Eukaryota; Fungi; Glomeromycota; Glomeromycetes; Entrophosporales; Entrophosporaceae.